UCAAAUUAUCAUUGUGCAACAGGUUAAAACUCUGUUUCGUUGGCAAAUUAAAAUGAAUCUACUACACGGUUUGUUUUCGGUGCUAUUUAUCGUUGAAUUUUCAGAACUUCAAGGAAAACAUGGCUUUUUCUCGCAAGCUCUUCUCAAGGGCGAAGUAAUUGAAAACAUGUCACAGGCAAAGUUUGUAGCUGGAAUCUAUGCCCCUACAAAAUAUUUGUAUGCAUUCAAAGACAAUUUAACUGAUACUGAUAGGGAAAUGGUAAUUACAUGUACCGCAUUUAUUCUGUCAAAAACGGAAAUUAUCACGAAUGCCCAUUGUGUGGCUGGCGCUCCAUAUGCCUAUGUGGUAGCUGGUACGAAAGUUGCAUCAUACGAAUAUCAACAAAUAAAAAUCAAAGUCGAAAAAGAGAACAUUGCAUGGCACCCUCAUUAA
This is a messenger RNA of Sitodiplosis mosellana (orange wheat blossom midge), 433 nucleotides long. RefSeq lists its product as uncharacterized. Gene Ontology annotation, molecular function: serine-type endopeptidase activity. The coding region runs from base 53 to 433 and encodes 126 amino acids. The transcript is spliced from 4 exons. Lineage: Eukaryota; Metazoa; Arthropoda; Insecta; Diptera; Cecidomyiidae. The record is from RefSeq and is a predicted model, not a curated record. Gene Ontology annotation, biological process: proteolysis.